GGUGCGUCACGAGCCCCCCUCUUCCUGCGCUGUCUCUACCUGGUGGGCUUCCUGGAUCUGUUUGGUGUCAGCAUGGUAGUGCCUUUAUUGAGCCUUCACGUCAAGUCUCUUGGAGCAAGUCCCACCGUUGCUGGAAUAGCAGGCUCCUCCUACGGCAUCUUGCAGCUCUUUUCUAGCACACUGGUGGGCUGCUGGAGUGAUGUGAUUGGAAGACGGCUUUCCUUGCUGGUGUGCAUUCUCUGCAGUGCCCUGGGUUAUCUUAUUCUUGGAGCCUCUACCAACAUGUUCCUGUUUGUCCUCGCUAGAGUCUCUGUGGGUAUUUUUAAACAUACACUCUCCAUUUCAAGGGCUAUGCUUUCUGAUCUGGUUCCAGAGAAGGAGCGGCCAUUAGUCAUUGGACAAUUAAAUACAGCGUCUAGUGUGGGCUUCAUCUUGGGCCCCGUGGUCGGUGGCUAUCUUAGUGAACUAGACGGUGGAUUUUGUCUAACAUGCUUCAUCUGUUUUUCUGUCUUCAUUCUCAAUGCUGGUCUCGUUUGGCUGUUUCCAUGGAGUGAAGUGAGUGUCCAUAGUACAGAGAGCAGCCUGCGAUUGGGUGAGAACCAUGCGCCUCUGCGGGGCCUGAAGAGCCUGGUGUUCUCUGAGAUGUGGGACGUGUUUCUGGUGCGCUUGCUCAUGGCCGUGGCGGUCAUGCUGUACUAUAGCAACUUUGUCUUGGCCCUCGAGGAGCGCUUCGGGGUGCGACCCAAGGUGACGGGCUACCUCAUCAGCUACAGCAGCGCCGUGGGGGUCCUGGCCGGCCUGGUCCUGGGGCCCGUCCUGCGGCUGUACAGGCACAACUCCCCCAGGCUGCUGCUGCACUCCAGCGCACUCACCUUCCUGCUGCUGCUGCUCUACUCCACGGCCCCCACCCUGGGCACCGCAGUCGUCCCCUCCAUGCUGCUGUCCUUCUCCACGGCCCUCGGCAGGACGUGCAUCACAGACCUCCAGCUAGCUGCAGGCGGGGCCCAGGCCAGGGGCACCCUCAUAGGCGUGGGGCAGUCAGUGACGGCCGUGGGCCGGGUCAUGGCCCCCCUCCUCUCCGGAGUUGCCCAGGAGUUCAGCCCUUGUGGCCCCCCCAGUCUGGGGGCGGCGUUAGCGUUGUUGGCUGUUUUCAUAAUGUUGCUGAACAAACCUCGCUAUGGUGGUGACAGGAGCGGCAGAUUAAAACGUGAAUAGAAUGGAUUUGGACAACACAAGCGGAAUCCGAGGGUGUGAGUGGGGAGAGGCCAGGUGAGAGGGUGCGUUGGGAAGGGUGAGUGUCUAAGUGGGACGUUUCCAUGCGACUCCUGCAGGCCAGCCUCCAGCUCCGCGCCUAGGCCCAUGGGACGAUCAGAGCCCAUCCAGGGGAAUGAAAGCAGUGAUGGGAGAAGAACCUGUGCAAGGGCAGAGGCCCACGGGUUUCCCUCAAUAAAAGCAGACUGCAGUCAGCCGGGACACAGGCGCCUGUUCAUUGUGUGAGCGAAGAGGGGCUUUUCUUCUGUCUGACCCUGGAGACUGAAGGAGCUGCUGAAAGCCUGUCUGUCAUUCAAGUCAGAACAAGGUUAUGGACGCUGGUUCCACCUGGGACCUGGUUAAGAGUCAGAGGCCAGCCUCACCCCUAGAGACUGAUCCGCGGCCCGGUGAGGCCAGACAUCUGCUGCAUUCGGUAAGUACCUCGUGCAGUUCCUCGUGGAGGCAGAGAAAGGAGCUCUGAGACAGGCUGGUUUUAGAGUAAAACCCAGAGAGACUUGGCUGCCUUUAUUAGGCGCUAACUCUCCCCUUAUUGGACUGCACUUCCCCAGCUCUCGGCACUGUAGCCCCUAACGUGGGUGCAGAAUCAGAGUGGCAGGCGUCACGCCUUCUCGGGGGACUUAAUUCUGCAGCGUCUUGUGUUGAAGGUCAUUUCCUUUGUUUUGCUGUCACAACUGUGAACGGAAGAGCUGUUUUUCUCCAGGGACAUGGUUUGGUGAGCCUUUUCCGGGGCCUAGACUGGGCUGCCAUUCCAAGAUCAGUGCCCAAGGGGUGAGGGCCCAGGGGGGCUCGCAGGGCUCGGAGGAAGGCGCUGGUGGGCACUUCCUGUUUGGUUGACAGCAGUCACUAAUGAAGUCAGGUAGGGCUCCCUCUCUUUCCUCACACAAAUGACCCAAGUCAGUCUUCUCGUUCAGUCCACUAGGGUGUACAGUAAGUCCUGCUUCCACCCCCACGCACAGAGAACUGUGAAUAAGGUUUUAACACACUUACUUUAUGACUUUAUUAUUAUAGGUAAAGCAGAAAAAUAUUUCUAUAGGUUUAGAACUGGGAUGUGGGGAAACUCAAAUUUUUAUGCUAAAGAACCAAUUGGCAUGUGAGGAUUGUCCUUUCUCCUCCCUAAUUGCAAGGAAAAGGUGAACUUUUCACUAAGUGUCAUCACGCCGACCUGCUAUGCAAGUGCCCGGUGCUGGAGGAGAGCGCACUGUGAUGGACAGUGGCCUCCCCUGGAGCGACCAGCUCGCCAUGCAGGCUGGACGGGAAGGCGGUGACCAGCCAAGCGUUCUGUACUGAAGGAGGAUUUCCCCAGAGAAGGAGUUUUCUCCACCUCAGAAGGAGCAGGUUUCUUAGAAGCUGAAAGAUAGCCUUGCUUUUAUUUUUAAAACCAAAGCACUUUAUUUUUGAAGUUAAAUACAAGCAAGCUUCUAAACUAAUGAGGCUUUAUAGUUACUUGGAUCCAUGGAAACACUGAAAACCAGAGACGGCCUUGGAGAGAGACUGCUGCGCUGGGGAUCAGUGUCUCGUUCACGUGAUGAUUUUUAGAUAAACAUGGUCUUACAGCUCCU
Myotis brandtii (Brandt's bat) is the source of this 2831-nucleotide messenger RNA. RefSeq names its product major facilitator superfamily domain containing 9 (gene SLC67A2). The annotation marks the transcript as partial. Gene Ontology annotation, biological process: transmembrane transport. The transcript has 7 exons. NCBI's taxonomy places the organism in Eukaryota, Metazoa, Chordata, Mammalia, Chiroptera, Vespertilionidae. Gene Ontology annotation, molecular function: transmembrane transporter activity. The record is from RefSeq and is a predicted model, not a curated record.